This is a messenger RNA of Cyphellophora europaea CBS 101466, 954 nucleotides long. RefSeq lists its product as uncharacterized. The record is from RefSeq and is a predicted model, not a curated record. The coding region runs from base 1 to 954 and encodes 317 amino acids. NCBI's taxonomy places the organism in Eukaryota, Fungi, Ascomycota, Eurotiomycetes, Chaetothyriales, Cyphellophoraceae. Gene Ontology annotation, molecular function: magnesium ion binding; catalytic activity. The transcript is spliced from 2 exons. Gene Ontology annotation, biological process: oxaloacetate metabolic process.
AUGGCGGCCAAAAACAUCCUCCGGCGGUCAAUGCUCUAUGUCCCCGGCUCCUCCCAACGCUUCCUCGACAAAUCCCGCACCCUCACCGCCGAUUUGAUAGCCUACGACCUCGAAGACAGCGUCACACCUUCGAACAAAGCCAACGCGCGAGCCCUGGUGCGCAAAGCGAUCGACCAACCUUUACCGGACAAUGCCAAAGAGCGCGCCGUGCGCAUCAACAGCGUGGGCUCGGGCCUCGCGCUCGCGGACCUGCAAGAGGUGCUCAAGAGCCCCAACCUGACGACCCUGGUGGUGCCCAAGGUCGAGUCCGCCAGCGACAUGAGCUUCGUGCGCGACGUCAUCGAGCACAGUCGGCCGCGCGAGGUCAAGGGCAAAAAGGCCGCGGCCGUGUCCGUCAUCGGCCUGAUUGAGAGCGCGCGUGCGGUCAUGGAUCUCAAGGAGAUUUGCGGCGCGUGUCCGGGACUGCUGAGUGGCUUGACGUUCGCGGCGGAGGAUUUUGCGUUGGAUCUGUCGUUGACGCGCACGCCGUCGCUGAAGGAGUUUUUGUUUGCGAGGUCGGCGAUCGUGACGGCUGCGAGGGCGUAUGAGUUGCCGUCGACGAUGGAUUUGGUGGCGACGGCGUAUAAGAGUGAGGCGGAUCAGGAGCGGUUGGUGGAGGAGUGUGAGGAUGGGAAGCGCAUGGGGUUCAAUGGGAAGCAGUGUAUUCAUCCGAGUCAGGUGGGUACGGUGGAUAGGGUUUAUAGUCCGAGCCUUGGGGAGGUGGAGUGGGCGGUGAGGCUGGUGAUAGCGCAGAAGAAGGCCGAGGAGUUGGGCAGGGGCGCGUGGACGCUGGAUGGGAAGAUGAUUGAUGCGCCGGUGGAGGGGAAGGCGAGGGCGAUUGUUGGGAAGGCAAGGUUGUGUGGCUUUCAUGUGGAUGAGCUGAUGGAAAAGCACAAGGACCAGGAGCCCUCGUAG